AUGGCUGAAGACAGCCGAGGCGACUCAGCGUGCGGUGGGAUGGAUGGCAGGCAGGAUCCGGUCCCCAGCAGUGGCGGCUUCAACUUUCCAGAGUACGAGCUUCCUGAGCUAAACACGCACGCUUUCCAUGUGGCCGCCUUCGGGGAGCUGUGGCGUGGCCGGCUGCGCGGGGAAGGGGACCUGUCGCUGAAGGAGCCGCCGGCACCGGCGCUGCCCGGGGCCGGAGGAGUCAGCGACUCCCGCAGCGAGGAUGCCGCCGUGGCCCGCGAUCUGGGCUGCAGCCUGGAAACGGCAGCCGAGCUGAGGGCGGUGUGCGGCCUUGAUAAACUGAAGUGCCUUGAGGAAGGGGAGGAUCCAGAAGUCAUCCCAGAAAAUACUGACCUAGUGACUUUGGGGGUUAGAAAGAGGCUUCUGAAACACCGGGAAGAAACCUUAACGAUAGAUCGAGCCUGCAGACAAGAAACAUUUGCUUAUGAGAUGGAGUCACAUGCUAUUGGGAAAAAGCCUGAAAAUUCAGCAGACAUGAUUGAAGAAGGAGAGCUUAUCCUAUCUGUAAAUAUCUUUUACCCUGUGAUUUUUCAUAAGCACAAAGAACAUAAGCCCUACCAAACAGUGCUGGUAUUGGGCAGUCAAAAGCUCACGGAACUGAGGGAUUCCAUUUGCUGUGUCAGUGACCUCCAGAUUGGUGGGGAAUUCAGCAACACUCCUGACCAGGCUCCUGAGAACAUCAGCAAGGACCUAUACAAAUCAGCCUUCUUUUAUUUUGAAGGAACAUUUUAUAACGAUAAAAGAUACCCUGAGUGCAGAGAUUUGAGCAGAACCAUCAUUGAGUGGUCAGAGUCCCAUGAUAGAGGCUAUGGAAAGUUUCAGACUGCUAAGAUGGAAGACUUCACCUUCAAUGACUUGUAUAUUAAAGUGGGUUUUCCUUACUUAUACUGUCACCAGGGAGACUGUGAACAUGUUGUUGUCAUUACUGACAUAAGGCUUGUGCAUCAUGACGACUGCCUGGAUAAGACACUUUAUCCCCUUCUUAUCAAGAAGCAUUGGCUCUGGACCAGAAAAUGUUUUGUUUGUAAAAUGUUCACAGCUCGAUGGGUGACGAACAAUGACAGUUUUGCACCACAGGACCCAUGUUUCUUUUGUGAUGUUUGCUUCCGAAUGCUCCACUAUGAUGCAGAAGGCAACAAACUGGGGGAAUUCCUCGCUUAUCCCUAUGUUGAUCCUGGAACCUUUAAUUAA
Molecule: messenger RNA, 1239 nt
Organism: Rangifer tarandus platyrhynchus (Svalbard reindeer)
Lineage: Eukaryota; Metazoa; Chordata; Mammalia; Artiodactyla; Cervidae
Source: the annotation of a GenBank genome assembly